UAUAAGCUCAUUUUUUUCACCGAGUGUCACAACAAAAUCACCUGUCGAUUCACACAAUCAGCUACUGGUGAAUUUAAAAAAAAAUGGCAUCCAAAAUUUUAAUUUCACUUGGAAUAUUUCUAACUAUUUAUGUUAGUUGUAUAUCCGCUCAUCCAUUCAAUUUUUCUGACGAAAGUCAAAGCUGUGUUCCGGUUUCAGGAAUCUGCCAUCGAAUAGGAUCAGAAGUUAUUAAGCCAUGUUGUAAUAAAUUCGAUCGCUGUUUUGCUUCAGUAUCUGAACCCUUGUCUCGUUGUGGUGGUGACGGAUUACUCGGCAGCAGUUGUAACGAUUCUUUCCAAUGUUCGAAAGUUCAGGGUGCAACUUGUGAAAACGGAGUAUGUACUUGCGGAAAAGAUGCUACUGAGUACACAAGACAUAGAUGUAAACCAAAUCACAUGUCCCCGAAAGUUACAUGGAUUAGCAAGAAAUAAUUUAUAACUGCUUAAAAAUUAAUUCGCAUACUUACGAUAUAUAUUUUGAGUAUAUAUAAUGAUAUAUAAAUUGUAUUCCAACA
This is a messenger RNA of Microplitis mediator, 553 nucleotides long. RefSeq lists its product as uncharacterized. The coding region runs from base 84 to 470 and encodes 128 amino acids. The record is from RefSeq and is a predicted model, not a curated record. The transcript has 5 exons. NCBI's taxonomy places the organism in Eukaryota, Metazoa, Arthropoda, Insecta, Hymenoptera, Braconidae.